AUGGAAGUAAUGCGACCUAAAAAAGCUGUUGAAUUUCGAAAAAAAUGGCUUCAAUACAAUGCACCAAAUGCUGUUGACUACAAAUCUUUUUCACAUCUUCGUCUAAUUGAUUCGGAAAAAGGAUAUGAACGCCAAGGACGGUAUUUAUCACGUGUUUUCGGGACAAGUUGGUAUGAAUAUUGGGAAUUUUUGGAUGAUUACAUUGACUUAAGCUCUGAAGAUGGUUUGCUAGCUUUAGAAGAUUAUCUGUCUAAUUGUUCAUCACUGAACAUUGAUCAUCCAUUAAAAGAAACUACCAGUAAUGGGGAUUGCUUAGACAACAGUAAUAUUGAAGGUAGUACUCUAGCAAAUGUUUUGCAAGAUGUCAGUCAGACCGGCUGUACGCUCUCUUCAACAUUUUCACUUUUCAAUGAUAACAAUAACGAUGUAUUCGCUCCUGCAACACCUAUUAUCCGUGGAAAAUUAGUUCCUAAAGGCAACUCAACAAUUAACAGAGAAUUAUUUGCGUCAUCUAACCCUCAACGUUGGCUAUCUUAUCGUCAAGAUAAAGGUUGUAUUCAUGGAUUAAAUGAUAGUUUGGAAAAUAGCUCAGAGCAAACAAACUCAAAUGUUCAUUCUCAUGAGUAA
Schistosoma curassoni is the source of this 627-nucleotide messenger RNA. NCBI's taxonomy places the organism in Eukaryota, Metazoa, Platyhelminthes, Trematoda, Strigeidida, Schistosomatidae. The record is from the annotation of a GenBank genome assembly.